Molecule: messenger RNA, 636 nt
Organism: Spodoptera littoralis (African cotton leafworm)
Lineage: Eukaryota; Metazoa; Arthropoda; Insecta; Lepidoptera; Noctuidae
Source: the annotation of a GenBank genome assembly
AUGAAGAUGACAGUUAAUCGAAUAAGAGUUGUGGUGCUGGGGAGCGCGCGCUGCGGCAAGUCUGCCGUGGUGGUUCGUUAUUUAACGAAGCGGUACAUUGGCGAGUACAGCUCAACUGGCGAUUUCCUGUAUCAACAUCGGGUGGCGUUCGACGGCGCCACGUCUGAAGUGGAAGUCUUAGAUACGUGCGGGUGCGCCAAACGAGGAUGUUUAGCAGAACACCUACGGUGGGGGGAUGCCUUUGCAGUAGUGUACUCGGUGUGUGACAGACGGUCAUUCAUUGCUGCUGGAGAACUGCUGGCUUUACUGGAGAGGACCAGACUUCCAGGCUGCACCGCUGUCACUCUGCUCGGCAACAAACGUGACCUGGAACAUGCCAGAGUUGUCAAAGCGGAAGAGGGUCAAGAGCUGUCGUUGCGGUUUGGUUGUCAGUUCUACGAGGUGUCGGCGGCGGAGUCGUGCGCGGGCGCAGCACUCGCGUUCCACGCGCUGCUGCGGGAGGCGCGCGCGCUGGCGCUCUUGUUGCCCGCCCCCAGGCGAAAGCUCGCUGCCUACUCUGUCUCUAAAGUAAUCGGCACAAUCCUCGGUUUGAGCAACAAAAGCGUCAGGAAGAAACGGCCAUCAUUGAGCAUAUGA